UCGAAUAUUACCGCGGCGCCGCGACGCCUCGCGGCAGUGAGUCAGGUCGGUGCGACGAGAGGCACAGUUUCUCGGCGGCUUCCCACCGUGUAUAUAUACAUAUAUAUUUCUUUUUUUUCGUUCAAAUCCCCGUUUCCGGACGCGACUGAACCUCGCGCGACUCCCCCGGUCGAGCGUACGCCUCUUAAGUAGAGUAAAAAAAAAAGUAAAAUAAAAGAAAGACAGUCGAAUCUUACGCGCCACCACCAUGGUAUGUUCUAUCGAUGAUAUUGCUGACGAACUGCCGCCGGAACAAAUUGCCGUUCUGCGCAAAGCUUUCGAUAGCUUCGACAGCGGUAAGACCGGCAGCAUUCCCACUGACAUGGUGGCCGACAUCCUUCGGUUAAUGGGGCAACCGUUCAACAAGAAAAUCUUGGACGAGCUCAUCGAUGAGGUCGACGCCGAUAAAUCUGGGCGGCUCGAGUUUGACGAAUUCAUCACGUUGGCGGCGAAAUUCAUCGUAGAGGAGGACGCGGAGGCGCUGGAAAAGGAGCUACGGGAAGCCUUCAGGCUCUACGAUAAGGAAGGUAACGGCUACAUCCCAACAACGUGCUUACGCGAAAUCCUAAGAGAAUUGGACGAUCAGUUGACGAACGAGGAGUUGGACAUGAUGAUCGAGGAAAUCGACUCUGACGGCUCCGGUACAGUUGAUUUUGACGAGUUUAUGGAGAUGAUGACCGGUGAAUAAUUAUUCUGAACGAAUGGUGAACUGCUUUUGGAUCUAAAGACACUUUUGCAAUCCAUACGAUCAUUACGUCUUGAAACUAAUCAUUCACGUGUUUGUGAUGAAUCAAUGCACACCGACUUUAUUAUUCGCACAUAGAUAUUUUUUACAUUUCGUGAUUAGUUUCAGAAGCAAAUUCUUGUCGCAUCACAAAUGAAUUAUUUCCUGCUUUUAUACAUACGUCAUAUUUAUUAUAAACCAAUGAAUUUUACUUUCAUACACUUACAUAAGGUUUGGAAACUUUUUCAUUAAGAAAUCAGUAUACACAUAUUGUUAAUAAUUGUUGUAAUAAAACGAAGAUAAAAGUCUCAUAUCUUCUGUUAUUUAACAAUAUAAAACAUCACUUUCCUCGUGUUUAUACGAACAGAAAAUUUCUACUACUUCUCCACCUGGCCCAAGAUCAACUUUUCUUUUCAGAUACCUAUACUUGAACAAUUUUUUCAUUCUGUUUCAACUGAAACUUAAUAAUUUUCAUAUACAAAGCACGUCCUAUUGUGUGUUAUCAUAGUGCAGUAAUUUUGAAUAACAAUUAUUAACGUAUUUAUAGAGAAAUUAAAUAAUUGAAUAUUUAUUUCUCUAGAUGUUUUAGUUAAGUAUAUACUUUUUCUUUUCCGUUUUGAAUAUGUGAUACAUAAUAAAAUCCUCUAUUUUUAGAUUAUGACUUCUAACAAUUUUCAUGCUACUAAAAGUACUAAGGUAAAAAUACCAAAAAUAAUCAUAUUUAACGUAUUCUAAAUGUAUUGUAGUUUAUUUGAAUAGUUAGAUUUAUAGAUAGCAGUUUAUUUGAAUAGUUAGAUUUAUAGAUAAACUUUUUUUAGCUGUGGAAGAAAAGAGAAAGAGCAACAUUUUAUAAGAUGGUUACGGGCUAAACUUUUUAUUUAUUUAACAUUCAGGUAUAAUCACAUUAAAUUUGAGAUUCCUUUAUAAUUGACAUGAUAGUUGCAAACAUAACGUAGAAUAACAUGCUUCAAAAAAUAUAGUCGCUAAUUAUAGACUAGCAAGUUUACAGAUUGUAGAGUGGCACCUAAUAAGUCUUAGAAGUCCGAAUUUUUAUCUAGAAAUUUUUCAUGAUGAAAACGCAAACUAACAGUAUUUAACAAAAAAGUAUUGGUAUCCAUGAAAAAUAUGAUAAGCUAGAAUUUUUUAUAAUUCCUAUGACUUAGAAUAUUGUGUUCUGACAUAUAUGUAUAUAUAUAUAUGUAUAUAGACGUGGACUAGACUACACUUUAUGGAGAAACAAUACUAAUAAUUAAUUUUACUUGCCCAUCUCUUUUAACAAUACACACAGAGAUGUAUGUAUCAGCUGUAUGUGUUUAUAUUAAAGUUUAUCUCAA
Messenger RNA from Vollenhovia emeryi, 2097 nucleotides. RefSeq names its product troponin C, isoform 3-like (gene TpnCI). Gene Ontology annotation, molecular function: enzyme regulator activity; calcium ion binding. The coding region runs from base 248 to 727 and encodes 159 amino acids. NCBI's taxonomy places the organism in Eukaryota, Metazoa, Arthropoda, Insecta, Hymenoptera, Formicidae. The transcript is spliced from 6 exons. The record is from RefSeq and is a predicted model, not a curated record.